CGAGACUUUAUUGCAGGUCUUGUACCUGAUCUGACAGAAUUGUGUCAAAAGAAGACUUCAAAUCGUUUGACAUUUUGUGAACAGUAUGCUCAUGCAGGUCCAAAGAGAUGCAAAAUCUCCCUCAUCUUUUUAAUUCAUCGGAUAACAUCAUACCGCCGUAAAUUGCAUUCAAUUCAAACCUUUCUCCGCCGGGCUGAAUGUGUAAAUGCCUCAUACACAAAAGAUAGCUAAAGAAGAAAAACAGCUCAUCACUUUUAAACAUCAGUCUUUUCUCUCUUUCUUCUCAUCAUCAACUCCCCUCAAGGUUGACAAUGAUGCGAUCUCCCCCUAAAAUGUAUGCUUUGGUAGCAUUGCUUUACUCCUUAAUGCCAUUAGCUACAGCUGCCAAUGUGACAUAUGAUUGGAACGUUGGCUGGGUGGAUAACGUAAAUUUGGAUGGUCAAUAUCCCAGAAGAGCGAUCGGCAUAAACGGUGUCUAUCCUCCUCCGGUCAUCAAUCUAAAUCAAUCAGAUUCAUUCACCAUCAACUUCAAAAACGCAUUCAACGAUGGAAGAUCAACAGCCCUGCAUUCUCAUGGAAUGUUCUUCAACAACACUGGCUUCUUCGAUGGUGCUGCUGCUGUCACGCAAUGUCCAAUCCCUGAUGGAGGAUCGAUUGCAUAUCAACCACUCAACUCUCCUCUCAGUCCAGCCGGUCAUCAAGCACAAUGGGGAACUUUUUGGACACACGGCCAUUAUGACGGUCAAUACGUAGACGGAUUACGAACACCUUCAAUCAUUCAUGCCGAUAAUGAACCUUACAAGUAUGACGAUGAUUUUACCAUCCUUUUAGCAGAUUGGUAUCAUCAGGAACAUCAAUAUUUGAUCCAAAACGAAUUCCUCAAUGUCAAAAACCCAACUGGAGCUGAACCUGUUCCUAAUUCUGGUUUGGUAUACUUUGCCCAUACUGCAAAAGGCUCAAAUGGUGAAUACUUACCAGGCUACAAUGAGAAUGCAACACUGUCUUUUGAGCCAGGUAAAACAUAUCGAUUGCGUUUGAUCAACAUGGCCGCUUUGUCAAUGUUCCACUUUUGGAUCGAAGGACACAAUAUGAGCAUUAUCGAAGCUGAUGGUGUGGACAUGGAAGCAUUUCCGGUAGAUGCUAUCUCUCUUUCUGUUGCUCAACGAUACUCCGUCCUGGUUACUGCAAGAAAUGAUACCACUCAAAAUUGGCCAAUCCAUGUCAAUUUGGAUCCAGGCAUGUACGAUGCAGUACCGCCUACAUUGCAACUCAAUCUCACUUCAACAAUUUCGUACAAGGAAGGUAAUCCGAUGGGAUCAGAUAGACCAACUAUCGAUUAUGAAUACUUUGAUGAUACAGCUUUAGUGCCCGUCAUUGUUGAACCGCAGCUUGCUGCUGAUGUCACAUUUGUCAAAUCUUUUGAUUUUUCAACGUACAGUAACGGAAAGAAUUAUGCUGCUUUUAAUGGAACAUCCUACGUCAGUGCACUUACUCCAACUCUAUUCACCGCAAUGAGCAUGCCAACGAAUGAGUCAAGUCUGGCGCAAGUGUACGGACCCAACUCCAAUGCAAUUGUUGUGGAUCAUUUGAAGGUGUUUGAAAUCGAGAUCAUCAAUUUGGAUACAGGUAAUCACCCUUUCCAUUUACACGGCCAUCAUUUCCAAGUAGUCCAUAAAAGUCAAGAUAUCACUUCAGAUGAUCCAACCAUCAAUCCUCCCAAAACAGAAAAUCAAGCAAAUCCAAUGCGACGUGAUACAGUUUUGAUACCCGGAGGUGGAAGUGCAUCUUUACGUAUCGUAGCUGAUAAUCCAGGAGCAUGGUUCUUGCAUUGUCAUAUCGACUUCCAUUUGACAAGUGGUUUGGCAAUGGUUGUUGUUGAAGCACCACAACAAAUUCAACAAAACUUGAACGUACCAUCUUACAUGUAUCAACAAUGUCAACAAGGAGGAUUGCCUUAUACCGGUAACGCUGGUGGUCUUCAAUCAUUGACAAACUUUGGCGCCUUGCCUGCUGGUCCUACACCGCUGACAUCCGGUUGGACUGCAAAUGCGGUUGGCACAUUCGUUGCUUGUUUGAUCACCGCUCUUCUCGGGGUUGGAACUGUUUCAUGGUACGGUUUCAGUUCCAAAGAUGAUGAUGAUGAAGAUGAGUUGUAAAUUCAAAUACCUUAUUAAUCUCUCUACUUUAUGUAUGUGAUGAGUAAAAUAAAAUGUCAUUUAUGCACAGUAAU
Meira miltonrushii is the source of this 2230-nucleotide messenger RNA. Its product is annotated as putative iron transport multicopper oxidase. NCBI's taxonomy places the organism in Eukaryota, Fungi, Basidiomycota, Exobasidiomycetes, Exobasidiales, Brachybasidiaceae. Gene Ontology annotation, cellular component: high-affinity iron permease complex. Gene Ontology annotation, molecular function: copper ion binding; ferroxidase activity. The transcript has a single exon. The record is from RefSeq and is a predicted model, not a curated record. Gene Ontology annotation, biological process: cellular response to iron ion starvation; reductive iron assimilation. Bases 333 to 2156 code for a protein of 607 amino acids.